Molecule: messenger RNA, 2218 nt
Organism: Penicilliopsis zonata CBS 506.65
Lineage: Eukaryota; Fungi; Ascomycota; Eurotiomycetes; Eurotiales; Aspergillaceae
Exons: 6
Coding region: 366-1991 (541 amino acids)
Source: RefSeq, a predicted model, not a curated record
GGCCGUUUAUUGCUUCAUAUUCCAUCUCCAAGAAGAGCAUAUGUCGAAAAUAAUGCGGCUUCAACAUUCCAGGGGCUUAUCUGCCGGCCCGGUCGAGGCCAGUCUUCAAGCAAACGAUGGAUUGAGACAGUCUUGCUUUCUAUUCGCCUUCUGGAACCGGAUUGCAUCACUCAAUAAGCUCAAUAAGCUCAAUAAUCUCAAUAAGGGCAGUCAAUAAGCCGACUCUCGACGAUACGAUAAGUUAUAUGAUGGGAAGGUGGACCAUGUGGGUUUGCAUGCAUCAGGGUGGUUUAUAAGUUAUAGUUGCACCAGCUCGUCAACUUCUUGCGAGUUCUUGUUCUUCUCCAUGCAUGUAAAGGGGCAAAAUGCUACUACAGCCGGUGUUACCGUCGUGUCUACUACUCUUCUUCACGGGUCUUGCCGCGUGCUGCAGCGAUUGCUCAUAUCCUUCGUUGAUCGAGGCGACUGGCGAGGAACUGCAAAAAGGUCUGGAGGAUGGCUGCUUCACUAGUGUCGACUUGGUAAAUGCAUAUACGGCCAGAAUCCACGAAGUCAAUUCUACUCUUCAUAUGGUUCUGGAUAUCAAUCCGGAUGCGCUCGAGGUAGCGAAGAGUCUUGAUUUGGAGAGAGGUAAUGGGAAAUUGCGCGGGCCGCUCCAUGGUCUUCCAGUGAUGAUCAAACAAACAAUCGGUACUGACGACAAGAUGCGCACUGCUGCGGGUUCGUAUGCUCUAAACAAUGCCCAGGUCUCUGAAGAUGCGACGGUAGCAGCUCUACUUCGAGAACAGGGCCUCAUAAUCCUAGGAAAGACCAGCUUGUCUGAAUGGGCCAACUCUCGAUCGAGCAACUCCACCAAUGGAUGGAAUGCCGAGGGGGGGCAGACCUACGCUGCAUACUACCCAGAUCAAGAUCCCAAUGGCAGCUCCAGUGGUAGCGCAGUGUCGAGCGACUUGGGCCUUGCAUUUGCCACGUUAGGGACCGAGACAAGUGGAAGUCUCCUUCUACCCGGCUCCGUCAACAACGUGGUGGCGAUCAAACCGACCGUGGGCCUAACCUCGCGGUACAUGGUAAUCCCAGUCAGCGAACACCUGGACACCAUCGGACCGAUGGCCCGGACGGUGCGCGACGCCGCCAGCUUGCUGCAGGUCAUUGCAGCCCAGGACUUGCGCGACAAUUACACGCUCGCUUCUCCAUUCGCCGAUGGGUUCCCAGACUACGUCGCCGCCUGCAAGAAUGCAUCCGGUCUGCAGGGCAAGCGGAUUGGCAUCCCACACAACGUACUCGACUACUGGUCUUCUUCAAGUCAGUACACCCCCGCCAUUGCCGCCUUUGAGCAGGCCGUCAUUGAGAUCGCUGCCGCAGGAGCAACCAUCAUCGAUAGUGCCAACUUCACUGCGUACACUGAGUAUGUAACCAGUAGCGUACCAGAGGCCGUGAUUUCCGCCGACUUCAUCACCGACCUGGCCACGUACCUGUCCCAACUGAAAACCAACCCGAACGAGCUGUACUCCCUCGCCGACGUCCGCGAUUUCACCCGCCAGUUCCCCGCAGAAGAGUACCCGCUGCGCAACACCGCCCUAUGGGACGCUGCCCUGGCGCAGGGCUUCAACAACACCUCCCCCCAGUGGUGGCCACUGUACCAGGAAAUGCUCGCCAUGGGCAUCGAAGGCGGCGUCCCCGGCGCGCUGGACCGCGACAACCUCGACGCCGUGAUCCUGCCCACGGCGUUUGCACCAGAUAUGCCCGCUCUGGCCGGCACGCCGGCCAUCACGGUGCCGCUCGGGGCGAUGCCGGAUGGGACGCCCGUCGUCGUGACGGAAGGGAUGGUCGAGGCCGCACCGGGGGUUCCCUUCGGAAUCAGCUUUCUAGGCCGCAAAUGGAGCGAGGAGAUGCUGAUCGGGAUGGCGUAUGCGUUUGAGCAGCGCACACAGGCGAGGAAAACCCUUGGGCGAUAUAUUGAGCCGACGACGGAGAUAGUAGAUACGCUCUGAUGGAUCGCUUUGAUUAAUACAUAUUAUUGCCGGUGAAUCUAAUAUUAUCGACGUCUGUUGUCCUCUCAAGUCACUAUGUCUACACCCAACAUAUCAAAGCCCUCAUCUACUCCACCCAGAUACCUGUUGUAAGCUACCUAGCCUUCUACGGAGUAUACGGAAUAUAUUAAUUAUGAAUCCCUGGGAUGAAAUCCAUGCUUACUAUAAUUCUGGCCUUCCUCCAAUCC